Messenger RNA from Phytomonas sp. EM1, 5967 nucleotides. The record is from the annotation of a GenBank genome assembly. Lineage: Eukaryota; Euglenozoa; Kinetoplastea; Trypanosomatida; Trypanosomatidae.
AUGCUUUCUGACACGCAAAAUUACCCCCAUGAACAGUUAGAGAAAUACUAUGAGAACCCUACGUCGUACAUCCUGCACUAUGGUUUCCCCAUUGGCACAACAAAUGGGCUUGGGGGCACCAGCACAGAGCGCAACAAAGAGGAUCAGAGGCGGAGCUUUCAGGCCCAAGAUGAAGCCUAUCUCCGAGUGCAGUGCAAAAUAGGCAAGCGCGAGGAUAAGGCUCGUGCGCUGCUGAUUUCAGCAAACGUUCUAUCGAUGUCUGUGAUGGCAUCACAACUGCGUCUGUAUCGGUGGCGCGUCUCAGAGGCGCAGACCAUCACGCAGGCCACCUCUAUUUUGCAGGACGAAGUUUUUCAAGCGAUUCAAAGGGGUUAUUGCGUCUCUCGUCGGCGGGCGCCGCGACCCGAUCUCAGUAGCAAUGAAACGAAAGUCAUGGGCUCUGAAGUAGGUACCUUCAGCCGAUAUGCUCACAAGACGCGCUCUGAAAUUCAUGAUUUAUUUAAUAUCGAUAAAGUGGCCGGGCAAAACAAUGCUGACACGGUCGUUGCCGCUGCCAGUAUGAAGGACGACAGUGACAAUAGAAGCAUAUGUAGUGCUGAUUUAGACUUGCAUAAACAUUUAGGUUAUAAGAGUUCCCGGCGGAAUUCCACCAAAGCCUUGCCAGGCGAUGCGAUCACACAACUUGUCAUUGUCGACAGCUUCACACACGAGCCAUUUACCGACAUCAUGGAUUACCUGCGCUACUUCAACAACGAGUACGGUCUCGAGCUUGUAGUAGUUCUUCUACUGCACAGUCCAGUCCAGGAGAGCUUAAUCAAUACUGAGCAAGCCCAGGGCGCAGGGCUUGUACUUGUCCCUCAGAACAAUAUCACGGCGGAGGAGGCCUAUGCGUGUGGCUACGACCUUGUUCUGGCUCAUCACUUCGACCAUAUAGUUGUGGACAUGCUAACCCAAACUUUCAUAACUUCCUCUGGUCGGUGGCGUAAUGACGUCCGCUCUAAAGCAGCGGUAGGGAACUACGCGAGCAUGCGAAGUAUUUUGAUGGGAAAGCUUGAUUCAGAUGAGCUACGGCAUUUGGCGUGGAAUGAUUCAGUGGACGACAAUGAAAUCUUGGAUGUUUUGAACAUGAUGCGCGACCCGACCCUCACGUCCGCUAAGGAAACACGUCUAUCGAAGGCUUCCAGUGAUGAUGUAUCGCAGAAAUCAACCGAAGUCAGUAAAGAGGACAAUAGCGGGCACAACGUAAUGAAGCCUUCCACUUCCGUGAUACCGAAUACGCUCUCUCGGCUUCGGGUCAGAGAGUUCAGCACUGGGGGCGUGAAGUCAGUCGCGACAAGCCGCGACGAAAUGCCGCUGCCGCUGACAUCACUAGGACUCAACCAUGAUGUACUCAGUGACGUCAUGAACCCUAGCAAGGCGCCGCAGCGUUCACGGGUUGUGAAAGCCAUCAAAAAACUCAGUGAAAGCGAAAGUAUUAAUGGUGAGUUGUUUGUAUAUGAUGCUGAUGAAACCAAAGCUCAAUUUUUUGAGUCCUUUGAAAAAGAAAUAUCUCGCCUCGUUGCUGAAAAUACUUAUAUGCAGCGUGAAGUUGAGGCGCUACGAAAUGAUCUCGACAGUGCUCAACAGGUCAUCAACAGCCUCCAACACAAGCGCCCUCUGAUGGCUCACGAUGUGUCCUUCAAGGAUCACAUCAACAACCAGGAUAGCAUUUCAUUCGCCCAUCUCACCAAGGAGCAACAGGUUUAUGCCCUAAAAGAGCGCCUUGACAUGGCUAACGAAACCAUCCAAUGGCUCAUGAAUGAGUGUUCCCCCAGGUCAAGUUCCUUGUUGAGCCCAUCAAGACGGCGAGUCCGGUCUUCGGGUGGUGACAACAUUAAGAGCAUAAUGGAUCGGAAGCGAGUAGCAAUCCUUGCGGACAUUCGUCGCAAUGAGCUCCAGAUAAAUCGAAAGCGAAGGGUAUACCAGGCCUACCUUGAGCGCCGUGAGGAAGAAAUGAUGGUAUGGCAAGAUUUCGAUGCGGCAGCCGGUGCGGAUGAGUCUGAGGAAUUCGAAAGUGACUUUGCUUCUAGCAGUGGUAAUAUGGAGACUCAUGAUUUUAUAGCUCUUCGGAUGAAGCGAACUCCAAUCGAUUUGGCGGAAGAGUGUCGCGAGCGUGCAGUAAUGAAUAACGUGAUAGACGAACUCCAGAACAAAAUUAAACUUCUUCGUUGUACCGAAACAGAAAACGCUUCUCCGGAUCGAAGCGCAGCGUUGCUCUUGGAGAGGGCCCUAGAGCAGAUACAUACUCUGAAGGGACGUAUCCAGCAUCUGGAGGAAAUUCAGACUAUGAAUGAGGCCUGGUAUAAGAAGUACGUCGUAACACACCGUAAGGCUUCUGGUAAAAAAAGUGAGGAAGAUGAAAAAGGAACAAGAAGUGCAGGUAGGCCUCGGAGCUCUAGCAGAAGCAUUAAAAAUCGCGCUCAAAGGCUUAUCCCCGCGUUCGAAAAGAAGCAGCAGCAGCCCGGGAACGCGUCCGACCAGGGCAAGCAGAAUGCAAACGAGGGCAAAGCUACUGGCGGCAAGUUCAUCGCCGGCAUGAGAAAGCCUAAGGCAGGAUCUCCAUCUGCGAAGCCACCAGACACUUACAGGGCUGUGGAAGCUAAAGGAAAGACUCAGCUUGCGCGGGGGGAGGCCUAUCGACAUGAAGGGUCGGUUCGGCUGAAAGGAAGACUUCGGGACAUUCUUGCUCGCCUUCAUAUUAAAAUCCGUCGCCCCUACACUCUCUCGUAUCGCAAACUCCUAGAGGUGGAACACGCCGAGGCGGAGCAAAAGUCGCAGAGGGCGUGGAACCAACUCCAGUCCUUGCUCAAAAGCCUCCCUGACUCUAAUUUGCUGAGGGUGUCAGGUCAGCACAUCACGCCGCAUAGUGUAAACUUAGGCCUUGUGAAUCCUGAGGUGCGCAUUCGGAUUGAGAAGGUCUCCAAGGAGUGGGCCCGUUACGCAUGCCUCACAGAGCACGCUAUGCUCGACAUGAAAGAGGUUGACAAAAACAUAGCAGAGGAUGUGAUACAGCAGCUCGUGGCGCGUCGACAGGGACUUCUCAGGUGUGUAAAAAAUACAGAGACUGACCUAAAAGAGUACUUGGAUGCUGUAAAAGACUUAGCCAAAGUCGAACUUGAGCUCUCAAAUUGGCUGGAUGUGGACGUGUCGCAGUAUCUUGAUAGAAAUGAAGAUAACGAGAUGAUUGAAGUUUCCGUGCAAACUCUUCGGUCUACCCUGUCGUCCGAAAGUCCAGAGUCGGAUGAUACUAUGAUCAUUCCUGAUACCCAUUAUCUUAUACGUGACAUGCGUGAGCUCCUAAAGUCUACCACUAUAGUACAAAGCAAGGAUUCAUCAGUCUCUUUGGCUGGCAUGGACAACAAUCGAGUGCAAAAUGGACUAAUACAAACCGCACGCGUGGAGGAAGAGCCAUUAUCGUUGCCUUUCAUAUCCGGCUCGCCGCCCGAAGUCCAGUUCCUUGACGGUGACAAGUUACUUGCUGCAUUAGAACUCGCUCCAGUGUCUCCCGCUCAACGAGCCCUCCACAAGGUCCUCCUCAACAGCUACACACAUGGCUUCUUGCACCCAAAACGCAUGAUUGAAGUCAAUGCCGUCGCGGGCCUCGAAUCAGAUUUUGGAGAUGAGGGCGUUGUCUGCACUCGGAACGCGACUACUGAGGGCCAUGGAGUAAAUAUGAUGCAGUUGAGGUGCCUUUACUGGAUUCACCAUGAGGAGCUCAUGCAACUCCUACGGCUUCUUUCGCUGAGAGUGACUAUAUUGCAGCCCUUGUUGAGUCCCUACAUCGGCGAAAUGGAGAAUAUGCUGUCGGAGGAAUUCCACCAUGUGAUAAAAGAUGGUGAUGCUACUAUCGAAAAGGUUGCAAAAAAGGUCUCAAGGUUUAGCGAAGACAAUACAGCACCAACAUUACCUUUUCUAAUCGCUGCGGAUAGUGCGCUCAUCUCGAGUUGUGUCGAUAUCUUAGGAACAAUGUGGCAGAUGCGCCUCUGUGAGGCGGGAUCGUCCGCAGCCGCAAGCGCUGAGGUGUUGCAUGGUCUAGUGUGCUCUGACGACCUCCAACAUCUAUCACAAAACAUGGAGCGUCGUGUAAAGGCGUACUAUCAAACAAGAUGUCGCGCAGUAGAUGCAUUGCGCAUAGUCCAGAAGGAGGAUAAAAGCGUGCAACAAAUACCCAAUCUCCUUGAUAAGGAUAAGGACCGGUAUAAACAAAAUAUUAUGGAUAAUAAUACAGAGCGCAGUGAACUCUUUCUCACUGAAACAUUUACCCUUCCACAUGUUCCUGAUCAAUUAGGGAACACUGAGGCCAAAUAUACUGCUGAUCAGCUUGCAGCCCUCUUCUCUAUGAAGCCGCGUUCUGCGGCACGAGCCAACGAUGCAGAUGGUCUGAAACCAGAGGAUAUAUAUCUUGAUUAUGACAUGGAUCUUGGUCUGGGAGACAACCUCAAGGGUGGAGAUGAAAAUACAUUAGCAAUCCAGCGCAUCCGAGUCGAGUUGGAGUAUCUAAACGCGGCACGCAGGCAACGACUCGAGGAACUGGAAUUGCGGCACCGCUAUCAAUCUCAAAAGCAGCAGGAUCGCAGUCGGGCUAGCCCAGUUACCCCAAGCCCGGAAGAUUCUGGCACGAAGCAACUUGAACUUGGGACUGUACGCGGCGCACACGACUUCGAAGUGAAAGGCGGAUGCCCGGCGUGGUAUGGCAUGGAGGCAUCAAAGCGUGUCCGAGACAUCCUGCGGCGCCGCACGAAGCCAGAUCAAAUCAUACUCAACGCUGGCCCCAAUGGCAGUGGGGUCGGCAUUGAGCUAUCGCGGCGCACCGCGUUGUUGAACGCGUGGCUCAGCCACCCAGACCGGAAAUCGGAUGUCUUGGGGGAGGAUCCCUCCCCCGAUAGGCGUAGCUCGCCGAUUGCCGUGGUGGUCGACCACGGCAUGCAGCCUUUUCCCCCGUCAACACAACGUGAGCUUUCAGGUUGGCAUCGGCUGCGUCAGUGUACUAAGUGGGCAUCGGGCCCGCCCGGGGUUGGCGAGGUACAGGCAAACGUACACAGAGGCGGAGCUGAGGAAGGAUACACCUGUCCACGCGACAGUGCCAACUUCCGAGCUUUUGAGAAUAUUACCACUCACUACAACUCUGAGUCACUGGACAGAUACUUGCACACCCCUACCACCCUCCUAGAGCGCCUAGAAAAGUACCGAUAUGUCGUAAAACGUGCGGCAGCUCGUCUUGGCCUUGGCAACCCUCUCGUCGAAGAGAGUUUUGGAGGUUCACCGUUUUACGUGGUCAUGAAGACUGGUUCGCCAUCGGCUUCACCUCCCUGCGAGAAACUUUGCAGGGACCGUUUGACUCCGAGGGUGCCCUUACCGAACCUCGCCUCAUGGACCUACGGCAUAGGGGAUGCUGAUUUGGAGAGAAUGCUUGGAACUCCGGUAGGGCAGUGUGAUUCGGUGACAUUUGUCCCGAAUCAUAGUUACUCGGCUUUUCUAAAGCGAUACUCACAAGAAUGGCGUGGUGAUGAGCACAAUACCACCCAGUCGCCCCCGCCGUUCUUCCUCGCUGGUGCACUGCACCCUAGCCUAGCCGUGAGCCCGGCUUCGGCGGCGGUACAGCGACUAACAUUUCUUCUACGUUCCCCAGUGACAGGCUCAGCGCCGGAGCAUAGCGGUUCCCAUGUCACCCCAUUCACCUCAGGGGUUAUCCGAGGUCGGCUGCCCCCCUCAAAACAAUUAGUCGGAGACGGAGGGCUGGCUACGCCGGUUCCCACGACACUACCUCCUUUAGAGCGGUCCGAAGCACCCAGUGCAAAAAGUAUGAUAUCCUUGGAGUCCUCAGGAAAUAGAUCUAAUGAUGCUUUGCGGGACAAAUUAGAUAGUACUAUCCCAAGGGUUGAAGAGGAGGUGUUAAGAAACGUAAAGAUGAAAACCAAAAAAAAAUAA